This is a messenger RNA of Misgurnus anguillicaudatus (oriental weatherfish), 1814 nucleotides long. It is a transcript of the gene plekha3, whose product is annotated as pleckstrin homology domain containing, family A (phosphoinositide binding specific) member 3. Gene Ontology annotation, cellular component: trans-Golgi network; early endosome; recycling endosome. The record is from RefSeq and is a predicted model, not a curated record. Gene Ontology annotation, biological process: retrograde transport, endosome to Golgi; receptor recycling; endosome organization. Lineage: Eukaryota; Metazoa; Chordata; Actinopteri; Cypriniformes; Cobitidae.
AGAACCAAUGCUAAAUAAAACGCCUCUUCCGCUUCACUCUGUAAACAGAAUGAUCUCAUUUCUAAUCUUCCUCCGUCUCUCUUUAGUACUAUUUUCCACCAUGCGUGACCAGAAACCAUGACAGAAAUGCCCGUGAAAGAAAAUAUUUGUAUUAUUUCUUUACGAUUUUUUCGACCUUUUGCCAUGAAGAGCAGUACCUGGAGAUCUUUGAGUUAGCCUGCAGGCUAGCAUGCUAAUUGUCCUGUAAAGAGGGCAAACAAUCAGCUGCCUGUUGCAAGCUUGUUAAAACUGUUGUCAUCUUGUGUUCUGCUUGGGGAAUAAUGGAAGGGGUGCUUUACAAAUGGACAAACUAUAUGACAGGAUGGCAGCCGAGAUGGUUUGUGUUGGAUAAUGGCAUUAUUUCAUACUACGAUUCCCAAGAUGAUGUAUGCAAAGGCAGUAAAGGCAGUAUUAAGAUGUCAGUAUGUGAAAUUAAAGUUCACCCGACUGACAUCACACGGCUGGAGCUGAUCAUACCGGGAGAGCAGCAUUUUUAUGUUAAGGCUGUAAAUGCGGCGGAAAGACAGAAGUGGCUGGUGGCCCUGGGAAGUUCCAAAGCUGGACUCAUUGACACUAGAACCAAAAAAGAAAGGGAGCUAACAGAAACCACAGAAUCACUUAAAACCAAGAUGUCCGAGCUGCGUCUGUACUGUGACUUGUUAAUGCAGCAGGUGCACACUAUUCAGGAGUCUGUGGAACAGGAAGGGGCGUCUACGGUGGCCAGCACUGAGACGAGGAAUGAGGCAUCCUCCUUACUGAGUGCCACCUGUGAAACCUUCAUCAAAACACUGGAAGAAUGUAUGAAAAUCGCCAAUUCCAAAUUCACAACUGAUAUGUUGCAGUCCAGUCCGUCUAAUUCCAUUAUGUCACCCGUGUCCCCUUCUCCCGUCCAGAUGUCCCGGAUGAAGCGUUCGAUCAGCCAUCCUGGCACCUACAAUUUUGAAAGGUCGAACUUACCAAAAGAAUGUGUGGCAUUGCAGAAGUCUGCCCAGAGACGCACACGAACAUGCUCGGAUACAGAGGCUCACAGCGACAGAGGGUCCGAAGAGACAGAACGCUUGAUGUUUCAUAGAGCAAACAUCAAUGGUGACUCCACUCCCAGUAUCGCAGAAGAGGUUGGAAUGAACACAAAGUUCCUGUCUGAAACUGACACCCCGGAAUCUGACCUUUCCCUCUAAACCACAAGGGAUAGCGGAUGAAUAGAUUUGGGAUAAAAGAAAAGCACGCACUGCUAUGCAAUCAAAGAUUGCAGCGUCACAUAGUCGGAUUUUACACAGUAUUGUCGUAUUUCCUAUUGAAGAAUUCGGUUGCACUUUAUAAAAACAGAUGACGAGAGGAAAACAAUAGUCCGAUUUGAAUGUUUAUAAAGUACUCUUCCAGGUAUUUUAAAGUAUUUGUUCGCCUUGACGCUACUAAGGUUUUCAUGUCUUAUUUUGUGAUAAAUAAUAAUUGCCAUAUCCCUUCAGUGAAGAGUUGAAGAUGUUUGUACUGGAUUUCUGAUGUGUUGUGCAGUUGCCUUUGUUAAAUGGGAAACCUUGAAAAAAAGGUUUUUGUUACUGUGCCAAGAGGUUGUGUGUACUUACUGACAUAAACUUUGGUUUUGUAUUCACUCGGCAUGUGAUGUUGUUCAUUCGUUUAUGAUGCGAAAUACAUUUAUUUAUUUUUGUAUGUUACUAGUUUUCUCCACAGCGUUGUUUUGCCUUAAUUCUUCGCAUGAAGGAAUUCGAUUAAUUAUUGUAAUGUUCAGAAAAAAUUAUUAAAAUGCAAUAGCAAGA